CAAUUCUAUCUCAAUUUGUUCUUCAUUUUAAGAGCUCCAUUUUACCUAUCGCAAAAGCUAUCUUAUUUUGUUCCUCCUUUUUCUCAAUAAUUCUUCAAUUUUUCCUCUUCAUUUUCGGAAUCGUUUCUUUGUUUUCUCGGGUGUGGAUUUUUUUGGAUAGAUUUUUAUUCGAGUUUCUCGUUUCAUUCUUUUUUUUCCCCGAAUUAUGGAGGUUUCAGUUAUCGGAAAAUCUCAGGCGAAGGUCGCUGGAGCCGAUUUUGGUAACAGAGAGUUAGGGUUUUUCAAUUCCAAAGUAGAUAGUAAGAUUUUUGGUUCGAAGUCGAAGAUCUGUUUCGUGAGGAGUUCGAGGUGUGAAAGGUCAAGAAUCCGUUUAACGACGAAAUCCGUGCAGAUGGAACCAGUUCAAUCUCAAAACUCAAACGUUGGAAGAAGAUCCAAAUCUCUUGAGGGGGUGAAGUUGUACGUUGGUUUGCCUUUAGAUGCAGUUUCUACCUGCAAUGCAAUUAACCAUUCGAGAGCAAUUGCAGCUGGCCUUAAGGCUUUGAAGCUGCUUGGUGUAGAAGGUGUCGAGCUCCCGGUGUGGUGGGGAAUCGUUGAGAAAGAAACCAUGGGGAAAUAUGAAUGGUCGGGCUAUCUCACCCUUGCGGAGAUGGUCCAAAAUGCAGGUCUCAAGCUACAUAUUUCUCUUUGCUUCCAUGGAUCUAAUCAACCAAGAAUUCCUCUCCCCGAAUGGGUCUCAAAGAUCGGUGAAUCUGACCCUAACAUCUACUUCACUGAUCGUUACAGGCAGCCAUAUAAAGAUUGCAUAUCACUCUCUGUUGAUAACCUUCCUGUCCUAAAUGAGAAAACUCCAAUCCAAGUUUACCAUGAAUUUUGUGAGAGCUUCAAAUCUUCAUUCUCAAAUCUCUUGGGCUCUACAAUCUCGGGUAUUUCGAUUAGUCUUGGACCAGAUGGUGAGCUUCGAUAUCCUUCCCAGCGACAACUGAAGUCACAUGGAACUGGAGAAUUUCAGUGCUAUGAUAAAAACAUGCUUAGCCUUCUUAAGCAAUAUGCUGAAGCAAGAGGGAAUCCCUUAUAUGGACUUGGAGGUCCCCAUGAUGCUUCAAGCUAUGACGAAAUGCCCUACUCAAACAAUUUCUUCAAAGAUAACGGUGGUUCAUGGGAGUCUCAUUAUGGGGAUUUCUUCCUUUCUUGGUAUUCUAGUGAGCUAAUUGCUCAUGGUGAUCGCCUUCUCUCUCUUGCCUCAUCCGUCUUUGGCAACACCGAAGCAACCAUUCAUGGGAAGGUUCCAUUGAUGCAUUCUUGGUACAAAACUAGAUCACACCCAAGUGAAUUAACAGCCGGUUUCUACAAUACUGCCAACAGAGACGGGUACGAUGCUGUAGCCGAAAUGUUUGCCAGGAACUCAAGCAAAAUGAUCUUGCCCGGGAUGGACCUAUCAGAUCAACAUCAUCCUCAAGAAUUGCUAUCAAGCCCCGAGUCAUUAAUAGCACAAAUCAAGUCAGCUAGCAGAAAGCACGGCGUAAUGUUGUCAGGACAAAACUCAUCCAAUACGGGACCUCACGGGGGCUUUGAUCUGAUAAAGAAGAAUUUAGAUGGCGAGAAUGUGGAGUUGUUCACAUACCAGAGAAUGGGAGCUUACUUCUUCUCUCCGGAGCACUUCCCUUCCUUUGCUGAAUUCGUUCGAAGCGUCCAUCAACCUGAACCGCAUUCAGAUGAUCUUCCCGUCGAAGACGAGGAAGAAGAAGACAUUGCUGAGACGCCGUGUCCCAGUCCCAUGUCCGAAGCACAGAUGCAAGCGGCAUAAGAGAGGCCAGAGUAAGAGAGUAAUGUAAAUAUAGAGCGAAUUGGAUUAUCAUCGAGUAGAAACUGCCUUCUAAAAGAUAACUGAGAUAUUGUUUGAGCCAUUUCAUGCUGUGUGAAUAACUUAAAUUCAAGGCUUGAGAAAUAGUGUACUUUAGAAUGAGGAUUUAUAUACAACACAUCCUCGUAAGAAUCAGCUCUGUAUAUGCUAUGUAAGAUUAUGGUUUGGUUCGAAGCAGCAGAUACUUCAAGAUUCUCAAUAGUUUGAUAUGUAUGAUUUCAAUUGAUUUAA
Molecule: messenger RNA, 2095 nt
Organism: Cucumis melo (muskmelon)
Lineage: Eukaryota; Viridiplantae; Streptophyta; Magnoliopsida; Cucurbitales; Cucurbitaceae
Product: inactive beta-amylase 9
Exons: 3
Coding region: 206-1807 (533 amino acids)
Biological process (GO): polysaccharide catabolic process
Molecular function (GO): beta-amylase activity
Source: RefSeq, a predicted model, not a curated record